This is a messenger RNA of Bombina bombina (fire-bellied toad), 2401 nucleotides long. It is a transcript of the gene ADSS2, whose product is annotated as adenylosuccinate synthase 2. Gene Ontology annotation, cellular component: cytoplasm. The record is from RefSeq and is a predicted model, not a curated record. Lineage: Eukaryota; Metazoa; Chordata; Amphibia; Anura; Bombinatoridae. Gene Ontology annotation, biological process: IMP metabolic process; 'de novo' AMP biosynthetic process. Gene Ontology annotation, molecular function: adenylosuccinate synthase activity; GTP binding. The transcript is spliced from 13 exons. The coding region runs from base 206 to 1582 and encodes 458 amino acids.
CAGAUCUUAACACAAAAGAGGCGCAAAAAAAAAAAAAAAAGUACACACACAACAAGACUUGUUGAGGUGGGCAGGAGUGGGAUGGGUUUAGUUCUCUCUUUUGUGUAGUUGUAUUAGGUCAGGCAGCGUGAGAAGCACAGGAAGUAUAUUCAGUUUUACUGUGAGGCCAUCCAGCUACAAGUCCCAGCAGCCGCCAGGCAUCAUCAUGUCGUCCGAUUCCACAGCAACUAUCGAGCCCAGUAUAACCAAUGGGGGAAGCUUCUGCUCGAAUUCUCAUCGUUAUUAUGUGGGUAAUAAGGUGACCGUAGUCCUCGGAGCUCAGUGGGGAGAUGAAGGGAAAGGCAAAGUGGUGGAUUUGCUGGCUCAGGAUGCGGAUAUUGUAUGCCGCUGUCAGGGAGGGAAUAAUGCGGGUCACACCGUAGUCGUGGAUUCUGUGGAGUAUGAUUUUCACCUUUUGCCAAGUGGAAUAAUAAAUCCACGAGUAAUUGCUUUUAUAGGAAAUGGUGUAGUAAUACAUCUCCCUGGCUUAUUUGAAGAAGCUGAGAAAAAUCUAAAAAAAGGAAAGGGUUUAACAGACUGGGAGAAAAGAUUAACAAUUUCUGACAGAGCUCAUAUAGUCUUUGACUUUCACCAGGCUGCUGAUGGCAUCCAGGAAAAACAGAGAGAAGAACAAGCAGGAAAAAAUUUGGGAACUACGAAGAAGGGAAUUGGACCUGUAUACUCUUCCAAAGCAGCUCGAAGUGGCGUUCGGAUGUGUGAUCUUGUAUCUGAUUUCACAGAGUUCUCUCAGAGGUUUAAAGUUUUGGCUAACCAGUACAAAUCCAUGUACCCAACCCUAGAGAUUGAUGUUGAUGGCGAAUUAAAGAGACUCAAGGAAUAUGCCGAAAGAGUUAAACCAAUGGUGAAGGAUGGCGUUUAUUUUAUAUAUGAAGCUUUACAUGGCCCACCAAAAAAAAUUUUAGUCGAAGGAGCCAAUGCAGCACUCCUGGAUAUUGAUUUUGGGACAUACCCAUUCGUAACUUCAUCAAAUUGUACAGUUGGAGGAGUCUGUACAGGGUUGGGAAUUCCACCUCAGAGUGUUGGGGAAGUGUAUGGAGUUGUGAAAGCAUACACUACAAGAGUUGGAAUUGGUGCUUUCCCUACAGAGCAAAAUAAUGAAAUUGGUGAAAUGCUGCAAACACGCGGCUAUGAAUUUGGAGUUACAACUGGAAGAAAGAGAAGGUGUGGAUGGCUGGAUUUAGUAUUACUCCGAUAUGCCCACAUGAUAAAUGGAUUCACUGCGCUGGCCCUUACAAAACUUGAUAUUUUGGACUUGUUUAGUGAAAUCAAAGUUGGUGUUUCCUACAGAAUAGAUGGCAAGACUAUACCUCAUUUUCCAGCGAACCAAGAAGUUUUAAAUAGGGUUGAAGUUGAGUAUGAGACAUUACCUGGAUGGAAUACAGACACCUCUAAUGUCAGAACAUUUGAUGAGCUUCCUGAAAAUGCUAAGAAAUAUGUUCGGUACAUAGAAGAAGCACUUUGUAUUCCUAUUAAAUGGAUUGGUGUCGGAAAAUCCAGAGAGUCAAUGAUUCAACUUUUCUGAGCAACUGCAUGAUGCACACUUCUAUUUAAUCCCCUGUUCAAGAAAGACCUUCGUCAUCUACUGUAGUUUUUUUCUUCUUCUUCUUCUAAAUAAACACAGAUGGAAGAUGGUGGCUGUAUAUCAUAAGUCGAUGAAAAUAAAAAACCUCCAUUUUUAUGAAGAUUAGUAACAUGGAUUAUAAAAAGAUGAUUUAUUCACUACCUGUCUCUACUUUUUAUGUGUAAUCAUUUGUGGCUUUUCUCUUGUACCCUGCAUAGGCAGAGGCCUUCUGGAAUAUAGCCACGUUGGUUUAAUCUUUGUUUAUGGCCUUUUUUUACAAUUACGUGAUUGGUAUUUUAAAAAUGUUUUUCAUAACAUUUUGCUCUAGUUACAUAACCUAAAUGUGCCUACUUUUAGUAGUUUUAUGUGAUUAGGGCAAGAGGGACAUUGCUUAGAUAGUUAAAUUAACCCUUUUCCGGUCAGCUUAUUUUUCUCUUUGCUGUAACAAUGCUAUUGACAAUGUUUCUGUAUCCUAUUCAAAUCAGACAAUGCUGUUUUUGCACAGUUUUACAUUUCCAUAAUUACUUCUUUUUUUUUUUCUGGAACCAUGUUAAAUUAUAUGGGAAAGGGGAUUUUUUUACGUGGCAAGACACUGUUAUAGUAAGAGUGACUGGUAUAAAAGAAAUAUGCACUUCUGGAAGAUUGCAAAGGAAUACAAGAGCACGGGAUACUAUAACUUUGUAAAUUAUUUAACAAAAAAGUUGAGUUCGAAAGGAAAAAUACACGAUUUUCAAAAUGUAAAAAGAAAAAAGCACUUCAUUAAAAGGAAUAUUCUGAUAA